Contarinia nasturtii (swede midge) is the source of this 1268-nucleotide messenger RNA. RefSeq names its product mitochondrial ribonuclease P protein 1 homolog. The transcript has 3 exons. Bases 48 to 1187 code for a protein of 379 amino acids. NCBI's taxonomy places the organism in Eukaryota, Metazoa, Arthropoda, Insecta, Diptera, Cecidomyiidae. Gene Ontology annotation, biological process: positive regulation of mitochondrial translation; mitochondrial tRNA 5'-end processing. Gene Ontology annotation, molecular function: tRNA binding. The record is from RefSeq and is a predicted model, not a curated record. Gene Ontology annotation, cellular component: mitochondrion; nucleoplasm; nucleus.
UGUUCAAUAUUCGCACACGACGCAGUAUCGUUGUUAUAGUUUUGAAAAUGAUUCGAGGUUUUGUGCAUAAUGUUCGGAAUUUUUUAGGUUCCAAACAUUUUUUACAGCCGCAUCUAAACCAAUGUAUGAUUAAGCGAUUACAAUCCACCGAAUUGAUCGAAAAAGCUAAGAAAGCUUCUGAAAAAUCAGAAGAUGAACAAAUGGAAAAACUCAAAAGAUAUCGACUUGCGGAGGUACAUCUUUGGCAUGGAUUGAAUUAUAGAAGCAUAGAUCCGGAAUUUCUCACCGAAGACCAACUACAACACCUUUGUGGACUCGAUGCGAAGCAUCAAAGAAAGAGAUAUUGCAGAUAUUUAUUAGUAAAAAUGGAAGCAAAAGCCGAACAGAAAGCAAAAAAACAAGCGGCAAAGGAUGCGAAGAGUGGAUUACGUGAACAAGUUCAAGCCACACGUGCAUCAAAUCCUCAUAUAGUAUAUGGGGUUGGUCAUAAUUCGCAAUUCCUUCGUAUCAACAGCCAAUCAAUCAAUAAAUGGAUCAAUCGAAAAAUGUUCAGAUCAAAGUUGUAUGGCCAAAAGUUAGUCAUUGAUUUGUCAUUCGAAAAUCAUAUGACGGAUCUUGAGCGAAGUAAAUUGUCUUCCGGUUUGAAGCGAGUUUACGCCGAAAAUCGAGCGCACAAAAAACCAAUGGAUUUGCAUUUAUGUGGUGUACCACCGGAUAGCGUCGUCUUAAAAUCACUUUGCGGACAAAUUCCAACGUUAUUGAGUAAAAAAUCACCGACGGAAAUCCAUUCUGAAUGCUUUACAGAACUGUUUCCCAAAGAACGACUGGUCAUGUUGACGCCUGACAGUGACAAUGUGCUGGAAUAUAAUUUCGAUGACAUAUACAUAAUCGGUGGAAUUGUUGAUUUUGGACGUAACGAACCUUUGACAAUGGCAAAAGCAAAAAAAAUGGGCAUCAGAACAGCCCGAUUGCCACUAGAUAAUAUGCGAUUGAAGGCAGGCGAUUCACGAGAACUGCCAAUGUCGUCAGUGGCGGCUUUUAUACGCGAACAUCAAGUUAAUCGAAAUUUAAAGGAAAUCAUUGAGAAAUGUGUGUAUUUAUAUUCGAAAAAAGGGAAAUUAAUUAAAGAAGUAGAGGAAAGGCGACGCACAAAACAUGAGGCGACGCAUAAAACACCAGAGGACUAAGUAAUGACAUUUAAUGUAUUUUUAUGUAAUGGAGUAAAGAAUUUAAAUGAAAAUAUCAGACCUCUGAUAGUAACAAUGUAA